Molecule: messenger RNA, 702 nt
Organism: Gloeophyllum trabeum ATCC 11539
Lineage: Eukaryota; Fungi; Basidiomycota; Agaricomycetes; Gloeophyllales; Gloeophyllaceae
Exons: 4
Coding region: 1-702 (233 amino acids)
Source: RefSeq, a predicted model, not a curated record
AUGGCGAUACCUGCCAAUGCGACGGUGAAAGAGAUGAGAACACUGAAGCUGCGCAUGGCGGUUCACUUUAAUUCCCAAAGCCCAAACGUUCAAACCACGUUCGGCAAUUUGAGCGCAUCUGGCUUGUCCUUCUCGCCACACGACCCACCGACAUCAGCGCCCGGAUGUAUCACCGGGUCACUACGUCCUUUGACGAUUGAAGUCCCUUUGAAGGAUCCCUCCGUCAAUUCAUACGUUAGCCGUCAAUACCGCAGCGUCGCUCAGAGGGCUUUAUCCGCAGAGGGCUUUAUCCUGCCGCAAGUCAGGAGCGCUAGCCCCAAAGACUCUAUUCGACCGCAGUUGGGCAGUAACCUUGUCCGACCGUCUUAUUGGAUCACAAAGAACCCCACUGACUCAAGAGCAGCGUACCGCUCGUCCCAGGAGCUAUUACACUUGCCCCAGUCAGGUCAGAUCCUCCCUGCUCAGAGUUUGUUAUAUGACGGUCAUCAUGUUGCCCGUGCAAGUCACCGGAGAGGGGUAUUCUGCACCUCAUUCUAUUUAUACCCUGCCACUGAUCCGCUCAGCCUUCUGACUAACCCUACAUAUUGGAACUUGGACUCGGCAUCUCGUACAAAGCGUGUCGCGCCGAUGUAUUCGGACGCGGCAGGACCUCGGGGUACUAUUCUGAAGGAUGACUGGGCUGGCUGGUAUGGCCAGUUCUAA